Messenger RNA from Macroventuria anomochaeta, 1032 nucleotides. RefSeq lists its product as uncharacterized. The transcript has 2 exons. Gene Ontology annotation, biological process: regulation of DNA-templated transcription. NCBI's taxonomy places the organism in Eukaryota, Fungi, Ascomycota, Dothideomycetes, Pleosporales, Didymellaceae. The record is from RefSeq and is a predicted model, not a curated record. Gene Ontology annotation, molecular function: DNA-binding transcription factor activity. Bases 103 to 837 code for a protein of 244 amino acids.
CAGCAGCCCUUGUCCCGACAACGUCCCCCGGUUCCAUUGUUCCACAGCUCUAGCAACACCACUAUUCCACAAGCACAACAACAACUGCCAAACGUCGCAAAUAUGGCAGACCUGCACAGCAACAACUCGUUUGACUCAGGCGCAAGCCUGAUGCCUGCAUUCCAGGCCGGCGGCUUCUCUUUGGAGCAGGUGUCAGCGUUCACCGCGAUCAACGACCCUUCGGUCGCAUCCGGUUCCAUGCGCACCGUGUCUCCAAAGGACAUUUUUGCCGAUGCUUUUGGCUCUGCACCCCCAUCUGCAGCGUUCACCAAUCUGACCUCGCCUGACAUUGACGCCUCGCCCUUCAUCAACGACAGCUUCGAGACCUCACCCAUGUUCCAGGGUGAGCCUUUGCUGACUAACUCCAACGACUGGUUCUCCCUCUUCCCUGAGGAGGAGAAUAAGCUUCAUGAAGUUGCCAAGUACGCUCCUGCCGUGCCGCUGCCCAUGGAGCGCACUAUCAGUAGCCAGUCUAUGGAGCGAUCCGGCUCCUCAAGCAUGGGAUCCCCAAUCGUCUUGGACACCAGCUCGUUCCGAAGGAAGUCGUCUGUCACCAACUCGCCUGCCACCAACGGCAUCAGCAAGUCUCGUCGUCGCAAGGGCGCUCUCCCUGCUAUCACUGUCGAUCCCAACGACAAGAUCGCUUUGAAGCGAGCGCGCAACACUCUUGCUGCUCGUGAGUCUCGGCAAAGGAAGUUCGACCACGUGGCCGAGCUUGAGGCUCGCAACGCCGAACUUGAGGCUGAGAUUGAGAAGUGGAAGACACUUGCUUUAGCUCAUGGUUACAACGGAGCAUGAAUCUCCGUCCCCCUCGUACCCAGUUACCGGUGGCCCUAAAGGAGCUGGUGAAGACCAGCUAGCUUUUUGGUAAAAGUUUUCCUUUCAUGUUGUUUGGACUUACUGCUAUUCACACACCUCACCUCAACCCGUUGAUGGUCUUGUGUUGCUUUUCCUUCGUCGAUUAAUGUUUACCGCCGGAGUGCAGUCUCCCUU